ACAGUGGGUGCUCGUUUUAUUUCUUUCUUUGAAUCAGCCAGUCAGGCUUUAGUUCCCCCCCACCCCCCUCCCCACCCUCCCAAAAAAAGACUGAUUUUGGACAACAGAAGGAACCAGUACAACUGUUUGGUUUCACGCUGCGCCAGAUGGAGCCACCAGCCACUCCGGGAGCCAGCCUGGUGAAUUUGGAGUUAACUGUGGAGAAUGUGGAGUUGGCUCUCUACCAGCUGUACUAUGACCCAGACAUGGUGCAUAAGAGUGAGGCCCAGAAGUGGCUGACCCAGGCUCAGACCUCCGCACAGGCAUGGCAGUUCUGCUGGGCCCUGCUCAGCCCAGGCAAGCUCCCAGAAAUUCAGUUCUUUGGUGCCAGCACCCUCCAUACAAAGAUCUCCCGUCACUGGAGUGACCUUCCCACAGACCAGCAUCAGAGCCUGAAGAUGCAGCUCCUCUCCCACAUCUUACACUUUUCCUCCGGGCCCAAAAUGGUGCUGACCAGGCUGUGUGUGGCUCUGGCCUCUUUGGCUCUUAACCUGAUUCCACAGGCCUGGCCCCAGCCCGUGGCAGAAAUGGUCAGAGCUUUCCAACCAGAGAAGGCUGAAGCUGAAGGCGGCACGGCUGGCUCUGGUGCCAGGGUUGAGCAGGACCCACAUGCCCACUGCCUUGCCCUGCUGGAGCUCCUCACUGUGCUACCAGAGGAGUUCCAGAGCAGCCGGCUCACCCAGGCUCGCCGGUCCCAGCUGAGGGAGGCCCUAGCUGCGGAGUGGGCAGUGGUGUGUCCCCUGCUUCGUCAGCUGCUCCAGAGCCAGGACUCCCCAAACCAGGUGAAAGAGAGGGUGCUGCGCUGUCUUUCCAGCUGGGUAGGGCUGGAUGUGCCGCUAGGGGAGAGCCAGGGACUGGUCCAGGACUGUUUCACCACACUGUCCAACCCUGAGCUUUUUGACACGGCUGUGGAGACAAUAGUUAAUGCCAUCUCACAGCCAGAUUGCCAGAGGUACACUGAUGCUCUUGUGAACUUGAUGCCUCUGGUGCUGGGUCUACAUGACCAGCUGAAGGCAGCGGCACAGGAUGGGGACAUGGAGACCUCACAUGGUAUCUGUCGCAUUGCUGUUGCUCUGGGGGAGACACACUCCAGGAUUUUGUUGGAGCAGGUGGAACGUUGGCAAGAAUAUCUGGCCUUGGUGAACAUGAUUCUGUUCUGCACUGGGAUUCCUGGGCAUUAUCCAGUCAGUGAAACCACCAGCUCCCUUACACUCACCUUCUGGUACACACUGCAGGAUGACAUCUUGUCGUUUGAUGAGGAGAAGCAGGCAGUUUACCUGCAGGUCUACAGGCCAGUCUACUUCCAGCUGGUAGACGUGCUGCUACAUAAAUCCCACUACCCGUCUCAGGAGGAGUACGCCUCCUGGUCCUCUGAUGACAAGGAGCAGUUCAGAAUCUACAGAGUGGACAUCUCUGACACUCUGAUGUAUGUGUAUGAAAUGCUGGGGGCAGAGCUCCUCAGUAACCUGUAUGACCGGCUGGGCAGGCAGCUGAUGGACACCCAGCAUUCAGCUGUGUGGCAGGACACUGAGGCUCUGUUGUUUGGUUUCCAGUCCAUAGCGGAGACCAUAGAUGUGAACUACUCUGAUGUUAUCCCUGGCCUUAUUGGCCUUAUCCCCAGAAUCAACAUCAGCAACAUUAUGCUGGCUGACACAGUGAUGUACACUAUAGGGUCCCUGGCAGAAUGGCUGGCUGACCAUCCGGUGAUGCUGAGUGGGAUAUUACCCAUGGUGCUCCAGGGCCUUGUGAAGCCAGAGCUGUCUGUGUCCAGUGUCUCUACUCUGAAGAGGAUCUGCCGGGAGUGCCGACAUGACCUCAGCCCCUAUGUGCAUGACAUCAUGACAGUGUCACAGGAUGUGCUGGUAAAAGAAAUCCACAAGAGCAGCCAGUGUAUGUGGCUGAUGCAGGCUCUGGGUUUCCUCCUGUCCGCCCUCCCAGUGGAAGAGAUUCUGGGCAGCCUUGACUCCCUUAUCACCCCUCAUGUCCAGAGGCUGGACACACUGGCCCAGCAGGAGCCCAAUCCCUCCAAUAAACUGUCCAUAAUACAUAUACUGGGGAUGCUGUCCAGUCUCUUCACCACUCUGGACAUCAACAGACAGGCAGACAGCAUGGAGGGAGCAGCUCUUCCCAGACUCACACCCUCCCACGCCACACCUAACCCGGUAGUGGUUGUGUUGCAGCAAGUGUUUACACUGAUCCAGACCAUCCUGAGCAAGUGGCUCGAUGACUCAGAAGUGGUAGAGGCAGUGUGUGGGGUAUUCGAGAAGUCAGUUCGAACCCUCCUACAUGACUUUGGCCCCAUGGUGGCCCAGCUGAGCGAGAUGCUGGGACAGAUCUAUAGUGCUUUCCCGCAAGCUUCGGCUCUGGACCUCGCACGUCAGAUGGUGCACAUAUUUGCUGGAGAGGAACAACACGCCUCUUCUAUCAAAAGCCUGAUUGAAGUGUUGACUUCUGCGACUCUCACCAUCUUUCAGCAAGGCCCAAGGAAUCAUCCGGAUAUUGCUGAAUCAUUUAUGCAACUUCAUACUCAGAUCCUCAAAAGGAAGCCUGACUUGUACUUGUCUGAGCAGCUGGAUGUUAAAGCUCUGUUUUAUUGUGGGGUUCUGUCACUCAAAUUUCCAGAGACACCCACGGUCAAAUCAGCCAGUUUGUUCUUUACAGAGCUCUUGCCUCGGUUUAAAGACAUGCCACCUAUGGAUGGAAAGCUGCUGACGGAGACUGUACUUGAGGCAGUCGGAGGUGGGUCUCCCCGCAGCCUGACAGAGCACUUCUCUGAGGUGCUGUUCAGUCUGAACAGACACUGUCCAGCCCUGCUGUCUCAGUGGCUGAAGGAGAGCCUGCAGACCCCGGGGUUCCCCUCUGCCCAGGUCACCAUGGAGCAGAAGGAUGCCUUCACUCAGCAGCUUCUAAGGGAGCAGACCAACAAGCGACGUGUCAAAGAGAUUGUGAAGGAGUUCUCCCUGCUCUGCCGCGGCCUCCAGGGAACCGGAUACUCAGCAGACUACUAGCUUGAAUUUCUGGCUGUCUCCUGUGACUCAUCUUUCCUCAGUUAAAGUCUCCAAGAAAGAUUAAGGGAAAUUUCCACAAAAAAGGACACAAAUCCCUUUUUAAAAUGGCUUCAGUGCCGAAGCCAAAUAUGAUUCACUUGUGGAUGACACUGGACUAUCAAAAGUCAUAAUAAUAUACCAAAGCAGAAAUGUGGAAAAAUGAAGUUUCUGUUUAAGUGAGCCAGGAUAAUACUUGAUUUUGCUGCCAUUUAUCUAAUAUUCUAAUAUUUCAAUGAAAGGGCCUCUGUGAGACAUGUUAACCAGAUUUUUUUUUUUUUUUUAUGAAACACUUUUGUCAGUUCUGAUAUACAGUGUGAGACAAGUGUCUUGGUGACAAUUACAACUUCAAGUUGUUCCAAAGUGUCCUUUUUUAGCUCUUACACACGGAUGCACAAGGAUCCAA
This is a messenger RNA of Myripristis murdjan (pinecone soldierfish), 3489 nucleotides long. RefSeq names its product importin-13-like. The transcript is spliced from 21 exons. Gene Ontology annotation, molecular function: small GTPase binding. The record is from RefSeq and is a predicted model, not a curated record. NCBI's taxonomy places the organism in Eukaryota, Metazoa, Chordata, Actinopteri, Holocentriformes, Holocentridae. The coding region runs from base 147 to 3047 and encodes 966 amino acids. Gene Ontology annotation, biological process: protein import into nucleus. Gene Ontology annotation, cellular component: cytoplasm.